UAGGACCUGUUGGCUCCUGUAGUGGAGGUCAGGGGAGUAGCUGUGGGACUCCAACUUUUUCAGAACAAUCAAUUUCCCUUAAGAGAGUGUGGGAGCAGGGCUGGAGUGGAUGGCACAGGACCUGGAUACUUGCAUUGUGUAACACUGAGCAGGACCGGGCAGUUGGGAUAAGCCUGUAUAGAGUUUGAGAGCUGGAAUACCAUCAACUUGGGUUUUUGACAUUUCCCUAUCUUGAGAGGAGAGCAUCUGUGAGCAGGACGAGUGCCCAUGAGGUCGUUGACGCUGGUCCUCCUCAUCCUGAUCAGCGUCCAGGCUGCACUCAUCAUGGGAGGCCACACCCAGGCGCAGGGGCCAGCCAAUCAGCAUAGAGCAGUGCAUCACUCACCCAGGACUCACGGCCAAUUCAAGCAGGACUCACACCAUGAUGACCCAAUCCCCAACGUGGACCCCAAACUCUUCAACAAGCGCCGUUACCGUUCACCUCGCGUGCUAUUCAGCGACGUGGUACCUACGGAAAAUGAUACGGGGAGCCCCAGGCGCCCACGUGUCCGGCGGAAGGCCAACGAUUUCUUGCAUCGUGGUGAGUACUCAGUGUGUGACAGCGAAGAGCACUGGGUUGGCAACCUGACCCAAGCCACAGACUUAGCGGGCAAUGAAGUCACGGUGCUGCCGCAUGUUCGCAUCAACAACGUUGUAAAGAAGCAGCUGUUCUACGAGACCACGUGCCGCGUGUCGAAGCCAGUCGGUGCCCCCAAGACAGGUCAAGGAGCCAGUGGCAUUAAAGCGGGAACCUCUAGCUGUCGUGGGAUCGACAACAAGCACUGGAACUCUUAUUGCACCAACACGCACACCUACGUGCGGGCGCUAACGACCUACAAAAACCAGAUCGCCUGGAGGUUCAUCCGAAUCAACGCUGCCUGUGUGUGCGUCCUUAGCCGCAACUCAUGGAGGCAUUGACUGACUUAUUGACUGGUUUCUUAGCCAAUCCACUGCAGCCUCCUGUCGUAAGCCCCUCCCACCCAUCAAUAAUAAUAACCGUACUGCCAAAGUCGGUAAUCUGAGACUCCGCCCCUUUUCUGAUCUCUUUAUGACAUUGCAACCCAGUCCCCUCCUACCCUACCUCACUCUGUAAAUUAUUGGUCGUUUAAGUUAUGAGGACUGCAUGACAUAUUUAUAUAGUUUAUACAGUCAGAAUAUAAAUUUAUAUAUAUAUAAAUAUAUAUGUGUGUGUGUGUGUUUGUGUGUGUGUGAGAGUGUAUAUACAGUAUACAUAAAGCAAGCUUUUGUUGUGUUGUUGAUCCUCUUAUUUAUUAAACCCCUCACUUCAGUAUGUCAAUGCAAGACUGCAUCUGUUGUA
Carassius carassius (crucian carp) is the source of this 1357-nucleotide messenger RNA. Its product is annotated as neurotrophin-7-like. Gene Ontology annotation, biological process: memory; nerve development; positive regulation of collateral sprouting. Gene Ontology annotation, molecular function: nerve growth factor receptor binding; growth factor activity. The record is from RefSeq and is a predicted model, not a curated record. Lineage: Eukaryota; Metazoa; Chordata; Actinopteri; Cypriniformes; Cyprinidae. The coding region runs from base 268 to 957 and encodes 229 amino acids. The transcript has 2 exons.